Messenger RNA from Leguminivora glycinivorella, 3719 nucleotides. RefSeq lists its product as uncharacterized. NCBI's taxonomy places the organism in Eukaryota, Metazoa, Arthropoda, Insecta, Lepidoptera, Tortricidae. The transcript is spliced from 2 exons. The record is from RefSeq and is a predicted model, not a curated record. Bases 1 to 3681 code for a protein of 1226 amino acids.
AUGAUGAGCAAAAGUGCUGAUGAUGAAAUAAAAAAUGAAUUAACGGAAUGGCUAAAUAAAAUAGUGAAGCCACAAUUAAAAAGAAACGUUGAUGGCUUAGCAGAAAAUCUCAAAGAUAAGAUUGUGAACUUACCUCACGAUGAAACAUUGAACAGAGUUCAUCAGAAAAGGGUUGAUAAAGAAAAUGAAGAAAUUGAAGAAGAAGAUAAACUAUAUGGAUUUAUAGAGAAACAGAUAAGUCAAUAUAAUAUAGAUGAUGAUGUUGUAAAUGGUGUUUUAAAAUUAAUGUUAUUAAGAGAGUUGUACAAAUUGACUCCUGGAACGAGGGACGACUUAUACAAUAAUAAGAUUAGUGGCGUCAUCGGUACAGAUGAAUUUCGCAAGGAACUAGAAAUAGCCAGGGAAGUACAUGACUGGCUGAAGAACAUACCAUUUUACUAUCCUUUGCUCAAACCUGGGCCUGAAACUAUAGAAUUCGUUCACAUUCUUGCAAGAAAUAUUGCUAACCUAGAAUUUGAAAGACUUCAGAAUCCAAAUAAAAUGAAUUACAAUUCUUUGUUAUAUACUCUGAUAGCAACAUAUAUGCUGCAGAAAGAGGCGGCUAUAACUGACGAUGAAGACAAACUGAAAAUAGAUUAUUACGCAAAUCAGCUGUAUGCGCGUAUUAUAAAUUUACGGAAAGAUGAGGAAAACACAGAUGAACUAUGUAAAAUAAUCACAGAGCAUAUGAAGAAGUAUGAUACAUUAUUAGCAAAGGAUUAUCUCAAGAAAAUUCUGUGGCGUCGUCGGCUAGCUGAUAACGUUAAAAAAUUGUUGCUCGCAGAACCUACAGCUUCCAGAGUUGAUGUAGAGAAGGCACUAGCAAUGACACCAUUACCACAAGAUGAUUCUGUGUUCAAAUAUAAAAUGGAAAUUAAAUACAAUAUAACUAUUCAUGACUGGCUACACGCUCUCCCAUUAACACCACCUAAAGAUAACGAAGAAGAACAUAGAAGAAAGGAUAAGAUUCAAGAACUGUUACAAAAAGUAAUAGAAGCAGAUGAAAGGAAAGCUGAAAAUCCUGACGACACACAAGUUGAUGAUGACUUAGAUAAUUACAUAGCUUCUUGGCUAUCCGAGUUGCAGUUUGAGGAAGACGCUGACGUAAACAUCCCUACGAUGGUUUCGCAGUUGAGGAGUGGGUUGGAAUAUAUCAAAUGGUCGGAACUACAGCCGAAGCGAACUUCGUUAGCCUCGGAGGAUGGAGUUAGCAGGUCAAUAAGCAGACAGCACUCAAAAAUUCGCAGCACCAAGCAAAAAGAUCCAGGAGAACAAAUGGUAGAAGUUAUCGAAAACUGGUGUAAACAUUUACCAAUAAAAGAAGAUGAUAAUGAAUCUACGAAAGCUAAAAAGGAUAAAAUUGCUAUAAAUAUAUUCCAAAUAUUAGGAUCCCUUAAUGAUGAUUCUCGGCUUGCUAAUGAUAAUCAAAAGUUUAGUGUAGUGUUAGAGAACGAAAUCGACAGUCAGUUAGAGAGUUUAUCAGAACAUAAAGGUAUCAUCAAAAACAGAGAAAAGUUAAAAUAUGACUUAGUUGAUAAAAUAAUGGAAAUAAAAUCUAUGCUUAGAAAUAAAACGGCAGGGGAUGAUUAUGUUCAGAGUCUUGAAAAUACUAUGGACGCUUCUUUACCUAAUCCACAUUAUCGAUCUCCUAAGUUGGAUCCUGUUUAUGAACUAUUCAAAAAGCGGAUGGUUAUGCUUUGGCUCCUAGAAAAUUAUGACUAUGCCAUAGACUACCACUCCAUGAAAUAUAAAAAAAUGCUUUCGGAGGAAGUAAGAUCCCUCUCUGAAGAGGUUCAGAAUAAAAACCUUUUCCCUGGCGACAAAGAUGAGAUGAUGAAUGAUAUAAUUAGCGCGUUUUAUACUGCCACUCCUCCCAAUGAAGACGCAAUAGUUGACGAGAUUGAAAAUAUAAAACUUAGAUGUGAAAUAGAAAUUUGGGCAAACGAAUUACCAUUAAAAGAACCUUCAAAUUAUAACAAAGUACUGGAACGUGAUCAGAUACUGACUAUAUUGACAAAAUUGUUGUUCGACAUUAUAAAAAAGGGAGAUCGUGACGCAGGCAAUCAAAUGAGAUCGGAAAUAAAUAAAUGGACACAAAAACUGCCUCUGUUACACGGAGAGAAGACCAACGUACCCAAAUACACUGAAUUACUUAUGUGUUUUCUAAAUGCUUCUGUGGACUCAAGGAAAUGCCAAAGGCAAUCCGAACCACAAAACCUGACUGCUGUAGAAGAAACUUUGAAAAACUUAAAAUCUGAUGACGCAGUUCCGUCUAAAACAUACCAGGGAAAUACAAGUCAAGUUGCUGGACCGAGCAAUCUCAAAUCUUGUGGCGGCUGUGGCGGUUGCGGCGCGUCGAUGGAACAACUUACAUUUUUAAUUAAUAACGCUAUAGUGAACUGGUGCGCUCAGUUGCCGUUGCGGUACGGAGGCUGUGAUGAACAAGCUGUAGUGCAAAGAGCGAAGCAGCUAAUUUCGCAAAGAUUAUUCCUAUUUAUAAGCGAACUGAAUUAUCACCCGAAUACUUUAAACAAUGAAGGAUUAUAUGAGCACUAUUUGAAUCUAGAGUUAGACCGUAUUCUUACACAGUUAACAAACGAUCGGGCUUACUGGGAAGAACAACGUACAAGAAACGAUAGAAAGUACCAGCUCAUAAACGCGCUUAAGUCAAUAAGACCUUUAAUCCAAGAAGUAAGAGAUAAAGAACUUUAUAAACAAAAGCUAAAACGCACAAUAUCAAGUUUUAAUGAUUCGAUGCCUCAGCAUUCAGCGAUACAACUAAGCGAGAAUACACAAAUGGAUAUUUUAGAUGAUUUCAUACAAUACAAUCAUCAUAAUGGAGAUUUUGAAAACCAAGAGCUUUGCAAAUUGAAGAUAAACGAUGCGUUAAAAAGUGAAUUGAAUGAAGAUGUAGAUCCUUUACUAACAGCCAAUCGUUUAAUUUGUGAAUUAUCAAAAGUGGAGUAUCCUCAGUCAGGUAAUCAGAGAAGAUAUUCCGAACCUCCUAUUUCUAACAAUUCGCGACCAGCAGCAUUUAGAAGACAUUCUUUACCCGCAUCACAAAAUUACGGUCCAAGAUUUGUGAAAUCUCAAAAUUUUAUCCCUCAUCAACAGCCGAAUUUGGCUGCUCCUGGUCCAUCAUAUCAAAGAUCGCCUUUAUCCACAUCCCUUCCGGCCCAAAGUUGUCCAAGACCGCCUAACUACCGAAGAAGUCUACCUUUAACAUCAGAAGAUUACCCACCACCUCUCCCUCAAGAACUACCAGUUUUUUACCGUCCCGCUGCUCUUGAUAUACAAGAUUUUCCCAUGCCUCCUCCCGAAGUAAGUCUCACAAAACAAUCACAUUACCGAUCUCCAGUGCAAGGCCCGCAAACAUUCUACAGACCCCCGGAAAUUCAACAGAAUCCAGUCCGAGCUGGCCAAUCUUAUAAUGAACAACCUAUUCUUGAACAAAUGCCAUCUGACCAACCAAGAAUGAGAACUGCAGCGCGAGCCAUGAACGACCCACGGUCUUCGGCGGAAUGUCCGGAAGAACAACAACUUACUGGACAAGAUUAUUGUGAAACGUGUGUUAGAGACCUUGACUGUGCGUACAAUAUGCCGUAUCCUCCGUAUAUGGAUUAUAUGUAUUACAGAGGGUAAGGUUGGUGAUUCAUGUUUAAUAAAUGGAGGAAAAUGUU